AUGUCUAUUUCAACAAGCCCUUCAGCUCAAACCCAGAGGCAAGCAAUCAACCGUUCUCUGGCGAUUCAAAUAGAAGGCGCUUAUGUUGCGCGCCAGAGGGCUCUUCUCCGUUCACGUGUCGCACCAUCUGAACAAUUCGUUAUUGAUAGUGCCUCAUAUGACUCAUUCAACGCACAUUUGAAGUCAUCAGAGCGUGUCCUUGUGGUUCUUGGAGCUGGGUUAUCCGCCGCCUCUGGAAUUGGAACAUAUGUGGAUGAGGGUGGAUAUUGGAGAACACACAAUGUCCGGCGAUUAGGCACAUACGGGGCAUUUCGCGAGGAUCCAAGCUUGAUAUGGUGGUUCUAUAGUGAUAGGCGCAGGGAAAUGAUGCAGGCAGAACCCAAUAAGGGACACUAUGCCAUUGCAGAGUUGGCUAAAAAAAUGGGGAAUAGAAUGUUGACAGUGUGUCAGAACAUUGAUGGCGAUCCAGGUCUCUGUCCUCGUGCCGGCCAACCUGAAGCUACUACUGUCUAUCUUCAUGGUGAUUACUUCACGUUUAAAUGCAGUUCAGAGAAGUGCACAUACACUCGCCGGGACGAAAAUGACCCAAUUGUCCCUGCCCUCACCCUCCCCAGCACUCACUUGAUCUCCGAUCCCAAUUAUCCCCUUCCCCUAGUUCCGGAAGAAUCGCUUCCCCGCUGUCCCGCAUGCUCCUCUUUACUGCGCCCCUCUGUGACCUGGUUUGGAGAAGCCAUGCCCUCUACCAAAGUUAACAGGAUCGAUGACUGGUUGCACCGUGUUGACAGCGAGGAUCAAAUAGACUUAGUACUUCUCAUUGGAACUGCUGCUACGGUUCAUCCAGUUCUAUCGUUAGUUGUCGAGACAAGAAAGAAAGGCGCCAAAGUCUGCGUAGUAAACCCGGACAAAACCUCUGCGGAAAAGGUCGGCGGCCUGGAUGAGGGGAAUUGGUGGUUCAGGGGUGGUGCAGAAGAAGUUUUGACAGAGAUUUUCAAAGGAGUAAUCGGCGCUCUCUCCGGCAACAUAAUGCCGCGCCUUGUCGACAACUCCCAGAUACGAUCAGCCUCGCUACAUAAUCCUCUUCCGCUUCAGCUCCAUGCCUACGUUUGGCCGUUUCUGAUCAUUUGGCCUGUCUUCUUUGCCGUGUAUCUCUCUCCCGAACGAUAUGACACCUACAUCCAGGGAUCAGAAUGGACCUUCGUCUGGGCAGGAACCAUAUUAACCCUACAGGCUCUAGUAUGGCUUUCGACAAAGUGGAACGUUAGCAUCGAUGCUCUAUUCACGACGAGCAAGGCAAAAUCGGCCCAUUCGGCCAAGCUGAUCAAGGUUAUGCCUGUUGUUAACGCCGGGACUGCUGAAAUUUGCCCUCUAUUUCGAGAAAAAUACGGCGGAAAGGAUAAUAUCUCUUUUCUUUUCCAGAAGCGCCGGUUUCUAUACUCUCCGGAGAGAAAGUGCUUUGCACCACUCUCGUACGCGAUUGACGCAGAACCGAAACCUCUCCUAAAGACUUUCCAGCAGAGCCGGGGAUUGCAGACGGAUAGGGAAGUUGAAGAAAUUCAGAACCACUAUGGAGAGAAUACAUUUGACAUUCCCGUGCCUACCUUUACCGAACUGUUCAAGGAACACGCCGUGGCGCCCUUUUUCGUGUUUCAAGUCUUCUGCGUUGGUCUCUGGCUGUUGGAUGAAUAUUGGUAUUAUUCACUAUUCACCCUUUUUAUGCUGGUAGCUUUCGAGAGCACGGUGGUAUGGCAACGGCAAAGAACCUUGAAUGAAUUCCGAGGGAUGAGCAUAAAACCAUAUGACGUUUGGGUUUAUCGAAAAAAUGCUUGGACUGAGAUUACGAGUGAUAAAUUACUCCCCGGAGAUGUUCUGUCAGUCAAUCGGACAAAGGAAGACAGCGGUGUCGCAUGCGAUGUUCUCAUGAUCGAGGGCAGCGUGAUCGUUAACGAAGCUAUGCUUUCUGGCGAAAGCACCCCUCUCCUCAAAGAUUCUAUCCAACUUCGACCUGGUGAUGAUCAAAUUGAUCCGGAAGGCCUGGAUAAAAACUCGUUCUUAUAUGGCGGCACCAAGGUGUUGCAGAUUACGCAUCCCAACUCUGGAGAUUCUCUUCCCAAUGGUAUUUCCCCCCCUCCCGACGAUGGUGCCGUUGGUGUCGUUGUGAAAACUGGCUUUGAGACCAGUCAAGGCAGUCUGGUUCGCACCAUGAUCUACUCUACGGAACGUGUUUCAGCCAACAAUGUUGAAGCUCUACUCUUCAUUUUGUUCCUCUUAAUAUUCGCCAUCGCCGCUUCUUGGUAUGUCUGGCUGGAAGGUGUGGCAAAGGAUCGAAAACGAUCCAAGCUCCUAUUGGACUGUGUCUUGAUUAUCACUAGCGUUGUUCCUCCUGAACUGCCAAUGGAGCUGAGCUUGGCUGUUAACACCAGUCUUGCUGCUCUCAGCCGGUUUGCCAUUUUCUGUACCGAGCCUUUCAGAAUCCCCUACGCUGGACGAAUUGAUAUUGCAUGCUUUGAUAAAACAGGCACUCUAACGGGUGAGGAUCUAUUGGUUGAUGGAAUUGCAGGGCUUUCCUUGGGCCACGCUGGCGCAAAGGUCGACAAGCAUGGAGCCCACACUGAUAUUAUUCCCGUCGAAAAAGUCGCGAAUGAAACUACCCUUGUCCUCGCCACAGCCCAUGCCCUCGUAAAAUUGGAUGAAGGUGAUAUUGUUGGCGAUCCUAUGGAAAAGGCAACCUUGACUGCUCUUGGAUGGGUCCUUGGUCAUGAUGAUAUAUUGACAAGCAAGGCUUCCGGGUCAUCACGUCAACCAGGUCGGGCUCUCGAUUCCGUUCAGAUCAAACGACGAUUCCAGUUUUCUUCCGCUCUAAAGCGCCAGAGUGCCAUUGCGACCGUUGUAAGCACCGAUCGACAGACUUCGAAAAAACUAAAGGGAACGUUUGUUGGUGUCAAAGGCGCCCCUGAAACAAUCAGAACCAUGCUUGUUUCUACCCCUCCCCACUAUGAAGAGACGUUCAAGUACUUCACUCGUAACGGCGCCCGAGUUCUCGCUCUUGGAUACAAGUACCUCUCAACCGAGUCAGAGCUUGGCCAAGGGCGAAUUAACAAUCUGAAAAGAGAAGAUGUGGAAUCUGACCUACAUUUUGCUGGAUUCCUCGUGUUGCAAUGUCCAUUGAAAGAUGAUGCCAUAAAUGCACUUCGGAUGCUGAAUGAAAGCAGCCAUCGUGUGGUAAUGAUCACCGGCGAUAACCCCCUCACAGCAGCUCAUGUUGCUCGCCAAGUAGAAAUUGUUGAUAGGGAAGUUCUAAUUCUUGACGCACCGGAGAACGACAGUUCUGGCACAAAACUUGUCUGGCGAACUAUCGACGAUGGUUUUAGUGUUGAUGUUGACCCCAGCAAACCUUUGGACAGUACAAUUCUGAAAACCAAAGAUCUUUGUGUUACAGGCUAUGCGUUGUCCAAGUUCAAAAACCAAAAGGCCCUCACUGAUCUACUCAGACAUACUUGGGUAUACGCUCGUGUUUCUCCGAAACAGAAGGAAGAUAUUCUACUAGGCAUGAAGGAUGCUGGAUACACGACUCUUAUGUGUGGUGAUGGUACCAACGACGUUGGUGCGCUCAAACAAGCUCAUGUCGGUGUCGCUCUAUUGAACGGCUCUCAAGAUGAUCUGAACAAAAUCGCGGAGCAUUUCAGGAAUACAAAAAUGAAGGAAGUGUACGAGAAACAAGUUGGGUUGAUGUCUAGAUUUAACCAACCAGCUCCUCCGGUACCAGUGGCUAUUGCUCAUCUGUAUCCUCCGGGACCAAACAAUCCACACUACGAAAAGGCAAUGCUCCGUGAAGCACAAAGGAAGGGAAUUACUGCCGCCACUGCAGGUCAACCAGGUCAAGAAAACGGAAUCGCGACUAUCACCACCCCAGGGGCGCAAGCGAUACAAGUGUCCACCGCAAACUUAACACCCCAGCAGCUACAGAAGCACCAGGCGUCAAUUGCCGCGGCGGGUCUCGCUGAUAAACUUACAGCCUCAAUGAUGGAGCAAGAGUUAGACGACAGUGAGCCUCCAACCAUCAAAUUGGGCGAUGCUUCAGUUGCCGCGCCUUUCACUAGCAAGCUUGCAAACGUGAUCGCAAUCCCGAAUAUUAUCCGCCAAGGUCGAUGCACAUUGGUUGCAACUAUCCAGAUGUACAAGAUCCUGGCUCUAAAUUGCUUGAUCAGCGCAUACAGUUUGAGCGUCAUUUAUCUUGAUGGUAUUCGAUUUGGUGAUGGACAGGCUACCAUCAGUGGCAUUCUCAUGAGUGUGUGCUUUUUGUCAAUCUCUCGUGCGAAGUCUGUCGAAGGCCUCUCCAAAGAACGGCCACAACCGAACAUUUUCAACAUGUACAUUAUGGGAUCCGUCCUUGGCCAAUUUGCCAUCCACGUCGCAACACUGAUAUAUCUUUCGAACUACGUCUACUCAAUAGAGCCGAAAAAGGAAGUUAUCGACUUAGAGGGCGAAUUCGAGCCGUCCCUCCUCAACAGCGCCAUCUACCUCCUCCAACUAAUCCAACAAAUCUCCACCUUCUCCAUAAACUACCAAGGCCGUCCCUUCCGCGAAUCUAUCCGCGAAAACCGCGGCAUGUACUGGGGUCUCAUCCUCACCUCAGGCGUCGCCUUCUCCUGCGCGACAGAAUUCAUCCCAGAACUCAACGAGAAGCUCCGCCUGGUUCCUUUCACCACUGAAUUCAAAUUUACGCUGACGGGACUGAUGCUGAUAGAUUAUGUUGGCUGCUGGCUUGUUGAGAAUGUUUUGAAGAGGAACUUUAGUGAUUAUAGGCCGAAGGAUAUUGCGGUGCGGAGACCGGAUCAGUUGGCUAGGGAAGAGGAGAGGAAGAGGCUGGAGGAGGAGGAGGAGGAGGAGGAAAGGGAGAGGGAAAAGGCGAGUAAAUCUUGA
Molecule: messenger RNA, 4920 nt
Organism: Paracoccidioides brasiliensis Pb18
Product: ion-transporting P-type ATPase SPF1
Exons: 6
Coding region: 1-4920 (1639 amino acids)
Biological process (GO): intracellular calcium ion homeostasis
Cellular component (GO): endoplasmic reticulum membrane
Molecular function (GO): P-type ion transporter activity; ATP binding; NAD+ binding
Source: RefSeq, a predicted model, not a curated record